Anthonomus grandis grandis is the source of this 994-nucleotide messenger RNA. RefSeq names its product GATA zinc finger domain-containing protein 1. NCBI's taxonomy places the organism in Eukaryota, Metazoa, Arthropoda, Insecta, Coleoptera, Curculionidae. Gene Ontology annotation, biological process: chromatin organization. Gene Ontology annotation, cellular component: nucleus. The record is from RefSeq and is a predicted model, not a curated record. Bases 135 to 815 code for a protein of 226 amino acids. The transcript has 4 exons.
UUGUUUACUUGUAAGCUGUCAGUUUUAAUUCAAAAAAAAUAUGCAAAAAAGUAAACAAUUUUAUUCGUUGAGAAACGUCGUUUUACUUUUACAGGCUUUAGAUUCCUAGUUAUACAAAAAAUAUCAUAAAUAAAAUGCCAUAUAAAGCCCCUAUAGUGUGUCUUAAAUGUGAAUCUACUGAAUCUGCACUAUGGACGAAUGCAGAAAACUUAGGUGUAAUCUGCAUUAACUGUGUCAACGAAGCAAAAAAAGGGCCAGAAAAUGAGGAGAAGGAGGAAGAAGAGGAAAAACCUCCGAAAAAGAAAACAAGGGGAUCAAGAUCAUAUAAAACCAGGCACAACCCUAAUGCUACAGCGAAACAAUCUGUGGUGCCUAGAGGGAGAGGACGAAGAAGCCUGUUUAAAAAAGUUCCUAUGAAGGCACCAAGUUCUGUAGCUACUAUUGUUACUAGUGAACAUGUAUUUCACAAGGGAAGUUACUACCAAAUAGGUGAUAUUGUUUCUGUAUUAGAUGAGUCAAAUGACUGCUAUUAUGCACAAAUUAUUGGUCUCAUGACAGAUCAAUAUUGUAAAAAAAAUGCUGUGUUACAAUGGCUCUUACCCACAGCAGAAAGUCCACCACCAAAUGAAGAGUUUGAUCCAGCAACAUACAUAAUUGGGCCAGAAGAGGAUUUUCCAAGAGAUUUAGACUAUAUGGAGUUUAUAAUGCAUGCACCUUCAGAUUAUUAUAAGUCCAAAAAAACUCCUUAUGGUCCUGUAACGCCUACUGCGGAACCUGGUUAUAUCUGGGCCUCAAUGAAGUCAAUAGCAAGAUAAAUGGAUGUAGGUAUAAGGAAUUAAAUUUAUAUUUUUCAAAAAUAUCUAUUUGUUUAUUGGGGAGUCAGUUUUCAGUAAACAUCUGAUUAUAAGUACUGUAACUUCAACAUAUUUACAUUUUUAUCCUCUUAUUUUAAUUUUUUUGCUCUAUCUAAUAUACAUUAUUUAUUUACUAACAA